AUGGAAGCAGGAUCCGCCCCUCACACUCGCUCGUACGGCGUAGGAAAAAAGAUGGGAAUCACUGGCCAAACCAAUGGUGCUAGUCGUCGCGCAGACAGCCAUGCAGCUGUUCCCGCGCACGCGGGCUUCCCUCCCCGCGUUCACGUUAUACACGGUGCGGCGGGUCGUAUUGUAUGCGUAGCCGACAUUCGUGGCCACAUUCAGCAGCUGAACCAGAUUGCUGCUGAGAACAAGGCUGCUGCUAUUAUCCACACAGGUGACUUUGGCUUUUACACGCGCGACAGUCUCGAACGCAUGGGCGAGCGGACGCUGCAGCAUGUCAUCCAAUACAGCCCCCUGCUGUCGAGCAAGCUGCGCUCGGUGCUUCUUGACAGCGCCGAGUCGCGCGCUCCCUUGGCAAAUGGGCCAGCGCAUGCGCAUCUGCGCCAGAUGUUUGCUGACCACCCAGAGGCCGUGCUGUCCGAGUUCCCGCAGCUGCUCUCCAAGCAGAUUACACUAGAUGUGCCGGUGUUCACCGUGUACGGCGCCUGCGAAGAUGUCGAGGUGCUCGAGCGCCUGCGAUCGGGCGAGUAUUCUGUGCCGAACUUGUACAUUCUGGACGAGGCAUCGACGCAUGCCAUCGAUGUCGGCUCACUUCGGCUGCGUCUCCUGGGCCUUGGAGGCGCCGUCGUGACCCACAAGCUGUUCGACCAUGGUGUCGGAAAUGGCUCUUUGGCAGGAGGUCAAGGAACUAUGUGGACGAGCAUGCUCCAAAUUGGCGAGUUGAUUGAGACGGCACAGCACGUAUAUGACCCCACCGAGGUACGUGUGUUCGUGUCGUUUGCCUCGCCGGGGCGUGAUGGGCUCGUGGCGCAGCUGGCGCAGGCCCUGCGUGCCGACUUCUGCGUGAGUGGGGGCCUGCACCUGCGCUAUGUCACUAGCUACAACGACUAUGGCGUGUAUGGCCAGCUGGACACGUACCGUGCAAAGCUCUCGCAGGCGACGGCCAACUUCCAGGAUGUAUGGGAUGCCGUGCGCCCCCAGGUCGAGGCAGCGAUUGAUCCCUCCCAGCGUACGCUGCUAAACCAUGCCCUACAGGUCGCGCUGCACGUGCCCCAGCCGAUUGCGGCAGGCGCCAGCCGCGAUGAUGCGUUUAAGAGCCUGUGGCAGUGGAACCUCCCUGAUGCCUCGAUUGGCUCACUGGUGCUCGACAUUUCAAAUGGCCGCGUUGCGACCGAGAUGCGCAGCCAGGGUGUGAACUUUGCGUCGCGCCGCUCGCGUGCCGCAGCGCCGCCGGUGAAGGUUGCCCUUCCGUCGGCGCGGGAUAAGAGCCCCGCAGCUCCUGCUGGUGCUGUGCCCCCUGUGGCAGGGCCGGCGGAAGAGCCCGCCGCCCAGAUCCCUCAUACCUUGUUCCUUGGCCAUCUGGGCGAGGCCCAUCCCGUAUCAGAGGGGGACAUCCGUGCGUACUUUGGCGAGCACGCGGCGAACAUCACGCACAUCCACUUUUUCCCGUCCGACCGUGAACGCCGCGGCAAGGACGAAGGCGAGCCACGCAUGCGCAACUUUGUGCAUGUGGAAUUCAAAAGCGAUGCCGUUGCCGCCGCUGCGCUGCAGUGUCGUGGCAAGACGAUCAAGAACACCAGCGUAGUGCCGACGCUCGAGCUGCUAGAGCGUCCCCGUGCCAAGCCGAAGACCGUGAAGGACCGGGCCGACGAGGAUGCGCCGUCGUCUGGACGCACUCGCGGCGGCCGGCGUGGGCGGGGCGGCCGAGGCGGGCGCAACCGCAACAAUAACAACAACAACAACAACAAUGCUGGCAGCGAGCCUAACCGCCAUGCCAAUGGAAACGACACGGGCGAGAAUACCAAAGCAGCCACGCAGGGCGACGCGGUGCCCGCCGCACCAAAAGAGGAGGCCACGAGUGCAUAG
Malassezia sympodialis ATCC 42132 is the source of this 1908-nucleotide messenger RNA. RefSeq lists its product as uncharacterized. Gene Ontology annotation, molecular function: RNA binding. The record is from RefSeq and is a predicted model, not a curated record. NCBI's taxonomy places the organism in Eukaryota, Fungi, Basidiomycota, Malasseziomycetes, Malasseziales, Malasseziaceae.